GCUCUUAGGGGUGUUAUCGUCCAUAUUUGUUUACCUUUUUGAGAAGACAAGUCGCAUUAGCGAGUUAAUAUAUUUAGAUUCUAUAUGACAUAGAAAAUUUAGAGGAUAUGGAUUUUACAAUGGAUUAAUGAACCUUUCUCCAUUACAGUCGUCUUUUUAGAAAUAGACUCGCUGAGUCACAUCGAAAUAAUCAACAGAUUUUUUUGUUGAGCACAUGUCAGCAUUUCAGCAAGGUGAAGCUUCGUCCGAUCAUUGACAGUGGGGGAACAGUUGUUCCGUCAUCGUCCUCUACCUAUUAAUCCCUCCACAUUGAUUUCAUAGUUGAUUGAGACAUUUUCAGAACUAUCACAAUGGGAAACUCGUCUUCGUCCUCUUCUCGUAGUAGACAUAUUUCAGGCGAUGAAACGGGUCCCUCGCUCACCGCUGGAAGGUUUUUGUCGGACUCCAAUAGCAGUCAAGAUCCUUUCGACAGCCUUCUAAAAUCUGGAUACAGGAGACAAAGGGCAGCAACAACACAAAGCCAGGGAGACACAUCUAUCAUGAAACCAAAACUUCUCCCAACAGUCUUUAAAUGGGAAGGGGGAGGCAAAGAUGUCUAUGUUACAGGUUCCUUUAAUAAUUGGCAGUCCAAAAUACCACUUGUUAAGAGCAGUCAUGAUGGUGAAUUUCUCACCAUAAUUGAUCUACCUGAAGGGGAUUACCAAUAUAGAUUUUGUGUUGAUGGCAACAUGUGUGUUGACCCCAAUGAGCCAACUGUAACCAAUGACAAAGGCACUCAGAAUAAUGUGAUUUCUGUGAAGAAGUCGGACUUUGAGGUGUUUGAGGCACUUGCCCUGGACAGUUUAAACACAAACAGCAACAAGAAAGGAUUAGACACGCCUGGUUCACCGUCCGGCGAGUACUGUCAAGAUGUCCCUCCCAGAAAGCCGGGGGAGAAACACAGUGGGCCCCCCAUUCUACCUCCACACCUUCUACAAGUGAUACUUAACAAAGAUACUCCAGCACAUUGCGAGCCAACUUUACUACCAGAGCCAAAUCAUGUGAUGCUAAAUCAUUUGUACGCCUUAUCAAUAAAGGAUGGUGUAAUGGUUCUUAGUGCCACACACAGAUUUAGAAAGAAAUAUGUUACGACCCUUCUGUAUAAACCUAUAUAGGAUUUAUUAGACUUAUAGGCAUAUUUUAUCAAAUUAUUGAGUAGAUAGUGUUUUAACUUUAUUUGUUCUAUCUCUUAAUGUAAUGACUGAUUCAUUCAAUCACAGAUUCAGAACAAAUAUGAAUAAUUCUAGUCUAUCAGAUGUGGAUCUUUUUUCCCCUUGUGUCAUGUUUAGCUCCCAUCAGCAGAAAUUUGUGUUAUCAAUUGUGACUAGGCUGCAUCUUAAUGUUAUACACCCAACACAGAGAAUCGUUUUAGUUUGGGUCAUUACUUAAAAAUUUUCUUAAGCUCUGACAAUGAUGUAAAACAUUAUGUAAUCUUACUUAGUAACAGAAAUAUUUUUUUCUUAUUGAAACGUCAUAUGUGACCCAUAGUGAUAAGGCAUUCCAUGUUUAUUUAUGAAUAACUAAAACUAAACGAUAGAGAAUUGACAUCUUGGAUAAAAUAUGGAAUAAAAUGAUGCCCACAGUAGUGUGGUAUUAUCCUAAUUGUUAUAAUGAUUUCUCAAUCUUUUUUUCUGCAAACUGUGCUCUUUGUAUGCACACAUUAGAAUUUUUUAUCACUUCCACCAAUGUCCAGUUUCAAUUUUCCUUUUACCCACUGAGGCUUUAGGUUUUCUUUUUAUAUCAUUGUCAUUUCAUGAGUGCUGUAACUUUGCCAGAGAAAAGAAGAGAACGUGCUAAGUAUUUGGUUUGAUAUUAUUGAACAGGCAAAGUAAACUAACAUUAAACAAACAUGAAGGAAACCUGCAUAUUUUUUAAGUAUACUGAGCCUGCUUAAAAAUAAAACAUUAAAAAAAAUGAUUAUCAGUGAGAUCAGAUAAUUUUUAAGUUAUUUAAAUUUUGUAUAUUAAAGAUGAUUGUUCUGAUAUGUACAAUGUAGAUGUAGAUAUUGGAGAUGCCUUGGCAAUACUUUAUAUAUGUAUAAAUCUGAAAUGAAAUGUAUUUUGCAUUUAGUAAGUAUUGAAGGCUUGAUGCAUUUUAGAAAAUAGAUUUUACACCUGAAAAAUUAGAUACCAUGGUAAAAUUUCAUUUUCAUUUUUUUUAAACCAAAGGUAAAAUGAAAUUAGAAAAAAAAAUAUUUUGAUUAAAUAUCUGAUACAUGUAUACCUGAUAUUAAAAGUAAUGAUUGGUAGUUUGAGAUUAAGUGAUUUUUCUUGCUUGUUAUAAACAUGGGUGAUCUGGUCCUUGUUAUUGUUUUGUUGGUUUGUCUGUUAGUUUUGUUGUGGGUGUAGGUCACAUGAGACAAAGCUUAGCCAUGCAUUGCUUAAAGUUUGGACUAAAGUUGCUGGUUGAUUGUGUUAGUAACCUAGUGAGAAAUUAGUUCAGUUAUAAGAAUAAAUUGAUUGGCAACCUAUAUAUAAUCACCUGCACAGAUAUGAGAGAAGUUAACUUUGAUGUUUGUUUCAUGUACUGGUAAGAGUCAAACGUGAAUGACAGUGGUUAUAGUUAGGAUAACAAACUUGUAGAUGUUUCUCAUUUGGUAGUUUGGUGAAAUACAGAGAAAAAAAAACUGUUAAAAAAGGGUCUUAAAACAAUUAAAGAAAAGGUCAUUUCUAAUUUUGAUGUUUUUCUGAAAUAUUACAAAGUAUUUGAUCAUAAUGGGAAAACUACAGUACUUGCUUUGGAUAUUUCUAUAUUUUGUCAAAAUUCCUGUGCUCUUCAAAUCUACUUGUAUGAUCUGCUCCUAGAUUAAAAGGGUGUGUGCUUUUUUUGAAGGGGGAUCUUCAAAUUAUAAUAUUGGGAAAUUCAGUGGUUGAAGUUUUUCAGUUUUAGGCAUCAUUUUUCUUCCAUUGCUGACCAUUCCUUAAGAGAGACAUUCUGUGUCAUAAAAGAGGUUGUGAAUUGAGGAAUAUGGAAGAAACAUCAUAGCAUUUUACUUGUAAAAUGACACUGUUUUUAAUUUUGUGCAUGGGUUUUACAUAAAAUAAAAUCUCAGGUGUUUACACUUUUAGCACCAGAACUUUUUUGGUAAUCACUGUCUAGGAGAGUCUUGAUAUAUUGAGUAUAUGGCUGUGCCAGAACCCACUUGAAUGAAAUAUUUUGGGUUUUCCCCCAGCAGAUAUAUGCAUGUAUGUUUUGUUUUAGGAAGAUGAGUGGAAAAUGUGUGUCAAGUCUGGGGUAUGUCAGUGAUACCCUUACAUUUUUGUGGUUUUUGUGAAGACUUUCUCUGUGGAGGUGCCCAUUCUUAGUGGUAACCAGAACGAAUAUUUAAUGUAUUAUUGUGCAAUGAGUUAGGGAUAUCAGUAUUCCUAGGCAUGGUUUAACCAUGAUAGGGACUGAUAUGUAAAGAGAAUGUAAGAUAGCAUACAAUAUUUUUAAUAUUUUAUUGCUGUUUUGUGGAAUAUAAUUUUUACACAUUAUCUGUAUUUUCAUGGAACUUAUUUGAUUUGCAAAUAGAUAAUAUUUUAAGAAUUAAGAUGUUGCAAUAAAUGACAAAUGUAUCUUCAAGCUUCUUGCACAUAUCAUGAUUGAUAUCAUGAAAUUGGAAUAUAUCAUUAAAUCAAGAAAAUAAUGUUCUUAAAUGCAUAUUUCUGCUCUUACAAUUGUUCACUGUUAGUUAAUAUGAAGUGUACAACAGUUGAAAAUGUAUAUGCAUAGUAUAUAAUAUUGACAAUUUUAUCAUAAUGAUCACAUUAAAGGGCAGAAGAUAAUAA
This is a messenger RNA of Saccostrea cuccullata (small rock oyster), 3809 nucleotides long. Its product is annotated as 5'-AMP-activated protein kinase subunit beta-2-like. Bases 351 to 1154 code for a protein of 267 amino acids. The transcript is spliced from 7 exons. Gene Ontology annotation, biological process: signal transduction. Gene Ontology annotation, cellular component: nucleus; nucleotide-activated protein kinase complex; cytoplasm. The record is from RefSeq and is a predicted model, not a curated record. Gene Ontology annotation, molecular function: protein kinase binding. NCBI's taxonomy places the organism in Eukaryota, Metazoa, Mollusca, Bivalvia, Ostreida, Ostreidae.